UAGUAUUUGAUAACAAUAAAGUUUAAUACAAGGAUGUGCAUAUUUUUGCGAUUUGACGACAUAUAGGGACAUGAUGCUAGUUUGAGCUAAAUAACAAUGGAUACAAUGAGUCUAUAAAUAUAAACAAUAGAUACCUUGAUAAUACAUAUAGAUAUAUGGAUGGUUCAUGGAGCUGAACCACACGGCGGAAACAAUGCUGUUGAGGUAGCCUAUCAGACCCGCCUCCUGGAUGUGGAAGGUCACACCACCGGAAGAAGGUCAUAAGUAUUGCAUUCAAGAUGGCGGCCCCCUUGUGCCAGUGUUAUCAGAUAUGUGUAAGAAGAGGCUUGGUAGCCUUCCCUUCAUCUUACCUGCUCCUUCACAACAGACCCAAUGUCUACAGGAUACGAGGGAUCCCCACAUGCUCCUCACAGGUGCCUCAGUCAGCCCUCCUGCAGGUACGGUACCUGUCAGGUGAGAGAGGUGGUGGCAGAAAAGGUUUCCUGGGGGAGUUUCUGGACAACCUUAAGCAGGAGCUUAACAAGAACAAAGAAAUGAAAGAAAACAUCAAGAAGUUCCGCGAAGAGGCCAAAAAACUGGAGGAGUCGGAUGCGCUGAAACAAGCCAGAAGGAAAUAUAAAACUAUAGAGUCCGAAACAGUGAAGACAUCCGAAGUUCUCAAGAAGAAGCUGGGAACCAUCUCUGAAACAGUUAAAGAGGGUCUAGAGGAGGUCAGUCGCACAGACAUUGGGAAAAAAAUCAAGGAGGGAAUGGAAGAAGCAGCCAAGACAGCUAAAACCUCUGCAGAGAGCGUCUCUAAGAGUGGAGAGAAGUUGGGCAAGACCGGCGCCUUCAAAGCAAUAUCACAGGGCAUGGAGAGUGUGAAGAAAGAGAUUGGUGACCUGGGGCACACUGGCCCUUAUCGACCUCCCACCAGACUCAGGAAGAGGAGUGAAUUCUCCUCAAAGGGGGCAGGGGAUGAUGGCAAGGUCUUCGAAGCCAACGAGGAAGCUAUGGGUGUGGUGCUCCACAAAGACUCAAAAUGGUACCAGCAGUGGAAGGACUUUAAAGACAACAACGUGGUCUUCAACAGGUUCUUUGAAAUGAAGAUGAAGUACGAUGAGAGUGACAACGCCCUCAUCAGAGCAACUCGCGCUGUCACCGACAAGAUGACUGACCUCAUAGGUGGGCUGUUUUCUAAAACGGAGAUGUCUGAAGUACUGACAGAGAUUUUGAAGGUGGACCCAUCCUUUGACAAAGAUUCUUUCCUCAAGCAGUGUGAAACAGAUAUCAUCCCCAACAUUCUGGAAGCGAUGAUAAGAGGGGAGCUGGAAGUACUGAAGGACUGGUGUUAUGAAGCGACAUACAGCCAGAUGGCACACCCAAUUCAGCAGGCCAAGGCCAUGGGACUUCAGUUCCACUCUAAGAUCCUGGACAUCGACAGUAUUGAUUUGGCCAUGGGGAAGAUGAUGGACCAGGGUCCGGUGCUGAUCAUCACUUUCCAGGCUCAAUUAGUUAUGGUGAUCCGAAACCCCAAAGGAGAGGUGGUGGAGGGAGACCCUGACAAAGUUAUCAGGAUGAUGUACGUGUGGGCUCUGUGUCGAGACCAGGAGGAGCUCAACCCAAAUGCUGCCUGGAGACUACUUGACAUCUCUGCCUCUAGCACUGAACAGAUCCUCUAAGACUCUUUGAGAUGUACAAAAACACUCUCAGCCUGCUAGAGAACAUACUGUACCUGAAGGGGCCCUGUAGCAGACUGAGAAGAAAGCUGGCAGGGGAGGAAAGCACAUGGAGAUGAGGGGACAGACAAGUGGGACAUGGGCUCACUGCACAACGGAAACAUUGUGGAGUUGUCCUGCUAGAUGCUAGGUGCUGCACUCUCAUUUUUUUGUUUUACACUUGCUUUGGUUUCAAUUGCUGCAAUCCCUGGUAUAUGUUUGAAUGCCUAACUAUUCCUCAGGCUCACACUAGGGGGCGGUACACCACCAACAACUCACAUCCACUGUGCCCUGUGCAGUGUCUAUACUGCUGUUCAUUAAUUGAAACUGCCUCUUGACAGUUAAGGGAUGAAUUAUAUUAUUUAACUUUAGUUAAUCGCUGUCAUUAUGAAUUUCAUAAAAGAAAACGUGGAAAUUAAGGGAGCUGAUUUGUAACUGAGCCCCUGAACAUCAGGUUGGUGUUAAAAGACAUCUUGGCCACCGUCAGUCCCUUUUACUCCAUCUCCUGUCUGAGGCGUAAUUAUCUCAGUGGUUGGUGGCCAAUCAGUGCUCUCUUAGGUCAUUGUUUGUAUGAUAAUUGUCUGAUGUAAUUGUUAAAUUUGUGAGAAAGUCUAUAUUUAUUAUGAAAAAUAAAGAUGACCCCUGUUUUUGACACUAGCAGACAUUUUAAAAAACAAUUUUCUAUCAGCUAUUUUUUACCUUCUACCCUGCAAAUGGUUGAGAUUCUCUCCUGAUCUGGGAAUAUUUGCAAAUGAUGGUUUUUGAAUUAAAUCCUCUAAUGGGAUUUCAGUGUUUGCUGUAAUAUUUCCUUUGGGGGGAAAAAAAUGCUGCUUCAGACUGAUUUUUAUACAGUUGUAUUUUCAGAGCAGAGCUGUAGCACUCAUUUGCUAUGAGUGACACUUAGCUGCCAGAAUUUAGUGAAAAUGAUUGAAUAAGUUUGACAGCGUCCUUGGUCUGGGAGACACCCAGGAACACGAAGCUCAUCUCUUACCUGCACCAAUUUAGAAUAAAAUUAAGCUUUGUCUUUACCUCAAUGCACAUCCAGCUCUCAGUAAUGACAUUAACACUUAGUGCCAUCGUACACUUCUGUUCUGUCCGCAGCUCUCUGAUGACACAAUGACCUUCAGUGUUGUGGAUUAUAAGUCACAGUACAUGUGUGUAAUGUGCUGUGUCGUCUCUCUGCAGUCCAGAGCCAUGUGGCUGACAACUCAAGCCUCAUCUCCUGGACAAAAAAAUGGAACUUAGUUUGCGAAUGCUAACUGGCACGCAUUUCACUAAAUGUCACCAAUAAACUAUUGGACAUCA
Acanthopagrus latus (yellowfin seabream) is the source of this 3002-nucleotide messenger RNA. It is a transcript of the gene timm44, whose product is annotated as translocase of inner mitochondrial membrane 44 homolog (yeast). The transcript has 13 exons. Gene Ontology annotation, biological process: protein import into mitochondrial matrix. Lineage: Eukaryota; Metazoa; Chordata; Actinopteri; Spariformes; Sparidae. Gene Ontology annotation, molecular function: protein-folding chaperone binding. Gene Ontology annotation, cellular component: mitochondrial inner membrane. Bases 279 to 1661 code for a protein of 460 amino acids. The record is from RefSeq and is a predicted model, not a curated record.